Molecule: messenger RNA, 1005 nt
Organism: Anisakis simplex (herring worm)
Lineage: Eukaryota; Metazoa; Nematoda; Chromadorea; Rhabditida; Anisakidae
Source: the annotation of a GenBank genome assembly
GCGUUUUUCAUCGACGGUAACAUUCAACGUGCUCUAACGUCGACCGUUGCAACGUCGAUUCACGCUGUCGAAAUUGUAGCUGCAGCCAUCUGCUGCUGCAGUAGCUUUUGCUCAAAGGCAGUUGAGUAUGAAGCGGAAGGCGUACUAGCAUUACCGUUCAUCGUGAUCGGUCUAAUGGCGAACGCAAUGUCAAUUCGAAUAUUCUCACAUCGUCACAUGCGAAUGCAGUGCGUUAACUGGUAUUUGAUGUUGUUGGCUGCAUCAGAUUCAGUCAUUCUCAUCGGAGCAUUUUUUGUGCUCACACUGCCACGACUCGGUGAGGUUCUUCACUGGUGGAGUGCAACCGCAAUUAGUUACUAUUCAACACCAUAUAUGUACGCAUUUAUGACACUAGCACAAACGGUGAGUGUCUGGAUGACGACCGCGAUGUCAAUACAUCGUUUUGUUGGAGUUUGUUUCCCGUUCAAAGCCGGUGAACUGCUCACCGAAAGAAACGUAAAAACGCUUAUUUUCUGUGUCAUCGUUGCAUCUGUCCUGUUCAACUCCACACGUUUUUUCGAGGUUUACAUUGCGGACGUCUGCUAUAUGCAAUUAAUAGGUGCCGAACUUCCGGUGCUUCUACCGACCGAACUGCGAAUGGAUCCACUCUAUAGGAAAAUUUUCUACGAAUGGGCUUAUACGCUAAUUAUGUUCGCAAUACCAUUCACAAUUCUUAUAGUUGUGAAUACACUCGUCAUCAUAGCGGUCCAUCGGUAUUUUCAUUUGCUUAUUGUUUUCGCUUUUGUAGUGAAUAUCCUGGAGAAGCUGGAUAUGAAUGAGCUGUACGCUGCAGCAGUGCCCUGGUCGAACAUGCUUGUGAUGACGAAUGCAUCGAUAAAUAUUUGUAUAUAUUGUAUGUUCAGCGAUAAAUACCGUCAACUGUUCUCGUUGUAUAUCAGGAGUUUUCUGUGCUGUUCGAAGGUGAACAAGGACGACUCGUUUCAGAUGAUACUGACAAGUCAUUGA